Molecule: messenger RNA, 1317 nt
Organism: Musa acuminata subsp. malaccensis (wild Malaysian banana)
Lineage: Eukaryota; Viridiplantae; Streptophyta; Magnoliopsida; Zingiberales; Musaceae
Product: heat stress transcription factor B-2b
Biological process (GO): regulation of transcription by RNA polymerase II
Cellular component (GO): nucleus
Molecular function (GO): RNA polymerase II cis-regulatory region sequence-specific DNA binding; DNA-binding transcription factor activity
Source: RefSeq, a predicted model, not a curated record
CCGAUCGUUUCCCACCACCAUCCGCGUUACCUUACCUCCGCCGUGUUCCAUCUGCCCUACUAAAACCUUUGGCUGGCGAGCUAUCCUUGCCCUCGCAUGGGUCCACGGACACGAGCACCGCGGGCGCCUGGUGAGGAGGCGGCCGAGGUGGCGCCGGACCCGCAGCGGACGGUGCCGACGCCGUUCCUGGCAAAGACGUACCAGCUGGUCGACGAUCCCUCCAUCGACGACGUCAUCUCAUGGAACGAGGACGGCUCCGCCUUCGUGGUGUGGCGCCCCGCCGAGUUCUCCCUCGACGUCCUCCCCAACUACUUCAAGCACAACAACUUCUCCAGCUUCGUCCGCCAGCUCAACACCUACGGGUUUCGGAAGACCGUGCCGGAUCGAUGGGAGUUCGCCAACGAGUGCUUCCGCCGAGGCGAGAAGCGGCUCCUCUGCGAAAUCCAGCGCCGGAAGUUGUUGCCCACGCCCGGCUUCGCGGAGGUUCCCGCGGCUGCUCCUACUAAUCGUAUCGGAUCGCCAUCGAGUUCCGGAGGCGACCAGGUCCUGUUCACGAACCCUUCCUCUGGCCGUGUGCGACUGCCAGCGGCGGCCGAGGGGGGCAGUGGCGGAGCCUCGGAGAUCGCGGAGGAGAACGAGCGGCUGCGGCGGGAGAACGAGCAGCUCUCCCGGGAGCUCGACCAGACGAAGGGCCUCUGCAACGACAUCCUCCAGCUCAUGUCCGUGUACGCGCCACGCCGGGGAAACGGCGAGGCAGCCGACGAAGGAGGAGCGUCGACAUCUCAUCCCCCAGAAACGGGAAGGUCGUCGAAUGGGGACGAGGAGGAAGAGGGGGAGGACGAGGUCGUGGCGAAGGAGGCGGAGGCGGAGGGAAGUUCCGGCCGGGGCGAGGGCCCAAGGCUCUUCGGCGUGUCGAUCGGGUUCAAGCGGAACCGCGGAAAAGAAGAGAGCGCCUCGGACGCUGUCGCCGAACAGUGACGAGAGACAACGGACCACAACGGUUGAUGCUUCGGACCGUACCGCGCCCGUGCUUGCGACGGGGUCGACGGCGCUCGGGCGACGAGGCCAGUGCUGGCGGAAGAUCCGAAGCACUCGUUAGGAUCCGAAGCUUAGGGUGUUUGUUGGUUAGCUUUCUUUUUCUUUUUUCAUUAUUUUUUCUUUUUACUUUGAAUAUUUUCCUUUUUCUGAUCUAAAUCUCGGCAGUGAUUAAUCUCAAUACACUUCCGCAGGGAUAAUUUACCGGUAAGAAUUAUUAUUUGUUCUGUAGAACACCUCUAUUUUCACUAUUUAUUGCAGAGUAUUUUUCUGAUGUUCCAA